AUGCCUCAAGACGACUUCACACGCCUCUGCACACCACCACACACCACCAACUCCACCAACACCACAGCUGAAUCGUCGUCACACCCCCCUCGGCACCAGUUCCACCCGCCGCGUCGCCUGCACCUCGCCCCCGUUGGCCCCAAAGUACCGCACGCUCUCGAAGCUCCACUGGUCGUUGGCGCGCACCCAGUUGCCCAGGCCGUCCGCGUAGAGGAGGAGGGGGGUGGCCGCCAUCCCGGAGAGGGCCUGGGGCGCCCUUUCGAGGACGGUGACGGCUUCGUACAGGCCCAGGAAUUGCGCCAGGAGCGUCUGGUGGUAGGCCGCCACCCAGUCGACGCUGUCCUGGACCGUCACGAUGCGCGGGGGCGCAUGGGGGACGUCCUUGUCGGGCGGGUUGUUGAGGACGACGGUGACAAUGUUGUGGACGGCGCCGGCGGCACGUUCGCGGUUGUACGAGACGAGGUCCUGGAAGCUCUCCGUUUCACCCGGAGGAGGAGGACGUACAUUGCCAAUCAAAAUCAUGUCGGUGGCCACGCUGGCCAGCUCGCGGACGAGGGGGUGGUCGGCGGCCGCCGUGAUGUCCUCGUCGUCCAUGACAAAGGACGGCAGGGCGCCGACGGUGCGCCGGCGCACGUGCAGGAAACUGUCGAGUGUGUACACCGGCGGCCCGCCAUGCACGCGCUCUUUGGCCCGGUCCGCCGCCUCCGUGGCGACCGCCUGCAGAUAGCCCUCAAAGUGGUGCAGGAAACGUGCCGCCGUCGCCGGCCGCACGCCCGGCGUCGAGGUCGCCCGGUGCCAGAAAGCGCGGGCGAUCUCGACACCGCCCCAUUCGCCGUCCGGCCGGGCGACCGUCGGGUUCCGGAGGGCCUCCGUUACCAGACGGACACGCUUGGUUGUCUCUGCGGGGGAUUCGUCGUCGGUGCCGUCCUCAAUGACAAAAAAGACAUUCAUCAAGUCACAGCCGAUACGAAUGUGUUCUGA
This is a messenger RNA of Sporothrix schenckii 1099-18, 981 nucleotides long. RefSeq lists its product as uncharacterized. Bases 1 to 981 code for a protein of 326 amino acids. The transcript has 3 exons. The record is from RefSeq and is a predicted model, not a curated record. Lineage: Eukaryota; Fungi; Ascomycota; Sordariomycetes; Ophiostomatales; Ophiostomataceae.